UAUUGUACUGUAUUCCUUUGCCCAGAUGAAGAGAUCAUGAGAGUCUAUUAUAAAUUUCAACAAGCUAAGUAAACAAAAAAUGAGAGUUACAAAUCUCAAUUCUCACAUGCAUCCAAAUUGUUGCACUGUUAUUUCAAUUUUGUUUAAAUUUAGUUUAUGCAGCAAAUGGCAACACAUAGUAAUCUCUUCCUUUCUUCCUUGAAGUUAGUUAAUCCAUCCCUUCAAUGAAAAAUGUAAGAUUACCAAUCAAAUUGCAGUUUCUGAUUGCUUGCUCCGUUGACUGACUUAGUGAGACUCACAUAACAUCUAUUCUCAUUCUUCCUUCACUCACUCAAUGCUUUCUUUGGUUUUGUGAGAGUCAACACUCCAACAGGCAACCAUUCUAUCCUUCUUGCUUCUCAUGGCACUCCACUCUUCUUCCAUAAGCUAUGCAUGGAAAUACCACGUCUUCAUUAGCUUCAGAGGCGAAGAUACUCGUUACGGUUUUACUGGCUAUCUUUAUGAAGCUCUUUCUAAUAAAGGAAUCCACACCUUCAUUGAUGAUGAGGAUCUUCCAAAAGGAGAUGAAAUCACACCCUCACUUCUCAGCUCAAUUCAAGAGUCUAGGAUUGCCAUCAUUGUGCUCUCUCCUAACUAUGCUUCUUCUUCUUUCUGCUUAGAUGAGCUUGUCGAGAUCCUUCACUCCGUCAAGGGAAAUAAUUGGUUGGUUUUGCCGGUUUUCUAUAAGGUUGAUCCUUCUGAUGUGCGCCGUCAAACAAACAGUUUUGGAGAAGCAAUGGCUAAACAUGAGGAGACAUUCAAGAAUGACUUGAACAAGGUGAAAAAAUGGAAGGAGGCUCUGCAUCAAGUGGCUAAUUUGUCUGGCUAUCAUUUCAAACAUGGGGUUGGAUAUGAACAUAAGUUUAUUAGAAUUAUUGUGGAAGAAAUUUCAAGAAAGAUAAGGCGUGAAUCUUUGCCUGUUGCUGAUUACCCCGUCGGACUAGAUUCUCGAGUAUCAGAAGUAAUUUCACUUUUGGAAAUUGAAUCUAAUGAUGCCGUGCAUAUGGUAGGAAUACAUGGAGUUGGUGGAAUAGGAAAAACAACACUUGCUCUUGCAGUUUAUAACUUGAUUGCUGAUCAUUUUGAAGGUGUGUGCUUUCUUGAAAGCAUCAGAGAAAAUUCAAAUAAAUAUGGGUUGGUAUAUCUUCAAAAUAUCCUUCUUUCUCAGAUAUUAGGAAAGGAGAAAGUUCAGAUUGUAGGUGUUAGACAAGGAGCUCCACAAAUAGAACAAAGACUUUGUCGAAAGAAGGUUCUUUUGGUUCUGGAUGAUGUUGAUGAACAAGAGCAGUUAAAAGCUGUUGCUGAAAAACCUGAACGGUUUGGUUGUGGUAGCAGAGUCAUUAUUACAACACGGGACACACAUUUGCUAAAACUCCAUCGUGUUGAAAGGAUAUACGAAGUACAAGGUUUAAAUAAGAAAGAGUCAAUUGAUUUGCUUACUUGGAAAGCUUUUAAAAUUGAUACUGUUAGUCCAAGUUACACAAAUAUUUUAACUCGUGUAGUAACUUAUGCUUCUGGACUUCCAUUGACUUUGGAAGUAAUAGGUUCUAACUUGUUUGGAAAAGAUUUAAAACAAUGGGAAUCUGCAUUAGAUCAAUAUAAAAAAAGUCUCCAUAUGGUGGGAUAUCCUUCAAAGUAUUUGCCAUAUGAUUUUCAACCAAAGGAACUCUCCAUACUCAAGUUGCCCUAUGAUUUCUCUGUGUCAACCAAGUUGGAUAACUUAUUUAAGGCAAGUGUACUAAAUUCUUUUUUUUUUUCAUUUUGCAUGUAAGUAAGUCAUGAAAUUUAUUUGUUGACUCGUAUUUUCUGUUUUGUAUUUUUUCAGAACUUUGUUAAGUUGAAAGUUUUGAACUUUGAUUGCAAGAAUUCUUUGAAAGAGAUACCUGAUGUGUCUAGCCUUCAAAUGUUGGAAGAAUUAUCGUUUAAAAAGUGUCCUAAUUUAGUUACCGUUCACAGUUCGGUUGGUUUUCUAUGUAAGUUAAAAUAUUGAAUGCUAAAGAUUGCAACAAGCUAAGGAGUUUUCCAACUGUCAUUAAGUUGCCCGCACUCAAAAACCUCUAUCUGUAUGGUUGCUCAAGUCUCGAGUAUUUUCCAGAAAUAGCCGAAAGGAUGGAAAAUGUAACCCUGCUUGAUUUGGAUGACACUGGGAUAAAUGAUUUGCCAGAUUCAUUUUGUAACCUUCUUAGGUUGUGGCAGUUGAAAAUGAAUGGGAAUAAAAUGUGCACGAUACCAAAUGUCAUUUUCCUGAUGCCACGAUUGUAUUUGCUUGAUAUCCCCAAAACUGAAGGAGGGGAUUCAAGGAAUUUCGACUGACUUCCUCCUCUCUUUUAAGUGUGGAACAUGAUGGUUAUCAAUGGCUAAGAGAAGGGGGGUUGAACUUAGCCCCCUUUUCACUUGACAAUACUUGUUGG
Messenger RNA from Arachis ipaensis, 2450 nucleotides. The record is from RefSeq and is a predicted model, not a curated record. Lineage: Eukaryota; Viridiplantae; Streptophyta; Magnoliopsida; Fabales; Fabaceae.